CGAAGAGCUUAUCCGGUCCUUUGGGUCCGGCAGACGUGGGUACUGCUGGCCGGUACAUGCAUUCUUACGUACGGAAGCCUUUCACGAGAUGAGCUUGAGGGCCAUGUCAUAAAGAUUCGUGACGAGAUCCCGCACCAUCAGAACGGCGACCGAGGCAUCCGCGCGAUUGACCAGUCGCAGAGGUCUUUUUACAUCCCGGCCUCAAACCGCAAGACUUUCUAUGCAAGAAUUGCAAGCUGCAAUCAUUGAUCGGCUGAGAAGGGCGGGGCAAGACGAUGUGGAAGGAUAUAUUCUUCACCUCCGCCUGCCUGACGGUCAAGAAAUUACCCAAGAAACGUGGCCGAACAUACAGAAACAGGAUGAGCUGCCCUUGAUAGAAAUCUCUCUGGAUCGUCUCACUCCUUCAAAGCCGUCCCGCAGCGCUUCCAUUUCGUCCGAGGACUCGGAGGAUGCCGGCAACGAGAGUUCAAGUGAUCGCAACGACCCUAGGCUGAAAGUAGGAGAAGAGACAGACAUGGAAGCAGACAAUACUACAUGUAGCCGAACAGGGUCGCAACACGGGGCGAAGAUGGAAGGACACCAGGGCGAAGGCAACUUCCUCUUUUUGAAUCCGGAACCAGAACCUACGGGUACGCAUCCAGUCCUCCCCGCUAAAAUGAUUUGCUAUCGCAGCACGGCCAAGAAUUUCGACUACGGUUUCAGUGAAGGCAUAAGGCAAACGGAAAAGAGACUACACCUCCUGAACGGCGGUGAGGAUCCGACUAGCACCAAUCUAAACACGUCAAGCGGGCUGUUUAAGGUCUUUCACAAGGCCUUCGGUGCCGCCGUUAAGGGUCAGGAGACGGAACCGCUCACCUUCGCCGAGUUUACGCAGCGAGUAUGGAACCCAGCAAAGGGGAGUGGGUCAUGGAGAAGCCAUUCGCCGCUGGUUGAUGACGAAAUGUUGAGGGUAACGGAGGAGUACUUCAAGGUCCUACCGCGAUAUACGAGGUCCGAAUACGUCGGCGCCGGGUCUCCGGACCCUAGCGUCGGUGGUAGUGCCAAGCAAGAACGGAAAUCCAAAUGGAUAAUAUCUCAAACCCGAAUCCGCCAAGACAAGGUCCAAAGCCGAGGUCUGGCAACAGCAGACAGCGAUACGAAUUGUGAGCUCUGCGCUAAUGGAACAAUUUACACCACGGUCGAGAGCGCAACGAACCACCUCCGUCAAUAUCACAAUGUGAUAUCCAUAACGGACGACGGGCUGCGUCAUUACAUAGUGCCAUUGAGUGUUGCCCUGGCUGAGUGGCGGCUGGAGAGGCAUAACGAGGUGCUUCGAGGCUCGCGCGACGCCCUGGUCUCGGUGCUGCGCAAGCUGGUCGCGAUUCAGAACGGGGUGGUUCACGAUGAUGAGUUCAAAGAGAAACGGGGCCUCCCGCACGAGCUGGUCGACGCCUUCGCAUACAUAGUGGCCUUUGUCUCCGCCGUGCCCUGCCUGCUGCAAGACAUCUCGCAUUUGUACGCCGACGAACUCGUCCACAAAGACGGUCGGAAGUACCUGAGUAGCCCGGAGGUGACACAGCGGAUGCGGACCUUGUUCCAGCUAAGCGGCGAGGCCGAAAGGCAGAUCCGGAAGGCAGAAAGAGCCCUGGUCUCUUCCGCGGCGGGGCUAGGAGGGAAUCAAGACGAACCCGACAGUUUCGAAAUCUCGGUCGGGCCGCACUAUGUGGCAGCGCAGAUUGUGUGCAAUUUGCUCAAGAUGCCGGUGCAUAACGGGAAACAGGCUACAGCUUUAUACGAAACAUAUCUGAGGAAUCUGAAAUCCCAGUUCCUCCGCCAUCCCGACAAGCGCCAGAUACUAAGCAUCACCGCCUUGGCCGACGAGCUGAAUCUUAUCCACGACUUCCACCAAUGGCAGGAGGAAAUGCUACAGUCCUUCACCCUCAUACUCGACCCCGGCACCUACCGGCGCUCGUCACAUCUUAAGGGUUCAUCUGAAUCUGGCAACAUGAGCGACAAGGUCAAUAGCAGAUCCAAGCUCUACGCCAUGGAGCGCGCGCUCCUGGGGCGACAAAUCUCCCGUCUGGCCAAGGACGUGCGCCGCACCUCGCAGAUGCUGGCACAAUGUUCUCGCAUGGUGGAGGAUGUACGCAAGAUAACCGAGAUCACGGCCGACGACAAGUCACGGGCCAUCUUCAUCUUCACGACCGUCACCACCGUGUUCCUGCCGCUGAGCUUUGUCUCCUCGUACGUUAGCAUGAGCGGCGGGACGACGGGGCUAGACUGGGCCGGCCUCCAACUGCUGUUCUGGGAGGUGGCGAUACCGCUGACGGUAGGGGUAUUCGCCUUUUGCCUGGUCGUCUCGCAGGCGAACUGGUUUGCACAGGUCCUGCAUCAGCGGUUGUUGGAUCUCGGGCUUGCAUGGGAAUAUAUGGCUAGGUUGAUUCCAGCCAGUGACUCCCUACCCGUCCGGUGGAUGGGCCACCUGGCUCGGUUACCGCAGAACUGGGCUACAGAAAGGAAUUCGGAUGCCGAGUCGGAAUCGAGCGUUGGAGAGGAUGGAUACUAUGUGGUGUGACGAUUUAGAACGAGUUCACCUUGUAUCGAGUUUCACUGGUCACUGUAGGUACCUGGUCUUGGGAACCAAUAUACCACUUGACUGUGGCCUCCCAUUGUCCAGCUUUAUCUCACUAGCC
Molecule: messenger RNA, 2672 nt
Organism: Canariomyces notabilis
Lineage: Eukaryota; Fungi; Ascomycota; Sordariomycetes; Sordariales; Chaetomiaceae
Exons: 6
Coding region: 221-2554 (777 amino acids)
Source: RefSeq, a predicted model, not a curated record